UAGUAUCAGUUAGCUUUCGUAUUUUGCAUAACAAUAAGUCGACAGUCUUGUCGGGAGCUUUCGACAAAAUAAAAUGGCGAUUUCGUUGUUUGGAAAGUGUAUAAUAGUUGGGAUUAUUUGCAAAGAAUUGAAUGCGUUACAAGUGAACAUGAAUUCUCACAUCACGGCAGCUAUCGGUGAUUCAGAUGUAGAGCUCAGAUGUCAGCUUACAACAGAAAACGAUGAUUUUGUCAAUCUCAUUCAUUUAACAGCCAGAAAUAAAACAACUAACAGUUUUUACCAGAUAAUAACAUUUUAUCCACCACAUCGUAACAAAGUAGCAUCUUUAAGCACUGGCGGACAGUAUCUCAGUGGACGUGUUUCACUUACGAACCCUACAGGUUCUCUCAACGUCGCCAUCAUGUCUUAUAAUUCAGUACAAUGUGAAGAUGACACUGACUAUGGAUGUGAUGUAUAUUAUGAUAAUAAUGGACAAUUAAAUACCAUGCAAUCUGAUCCCACAACGAUAACUAUUACAAGUCCAUCAUCAAAGCCAGACAGUGUGGUAAUGUUUCCUUCCGCUGGUAUAGUCCACGAGGACUAUGUUUCGUUUAUCUGUAAGGGUGAUGUAGGUAAUCCAGCCGGCACAUUCAUCUGGAGAAAGCAUCUCGCUGGUGAACAUAAUCCUGUUAUUUACAGCGAACCCGUGACUGUUCCCACGGAGAUACCAGGAAGUUGCAGUUUCCAUGGUACCAGUAACUUGACUAUACAAUUAACAGAGGAUGAUAAUGGUGCAACAAUAAGCUGUGUAGAACAGUCAUACCAGGUAGAGAAUAUGAUGAAAAAAACGUCACCAUUAAUCAUACAUUAUAAAGUAAGGAACGUUGAAAUAUCAAAAGAUCCGGAUGUUGACACUCAUAUUCGAGACCCUAUGAACCAGAUCAACUUAACAUGUGUCGCUGAGGGUAACCCUUCACCUUAUUACAACUGGUACAAAGAACCAGAUUUGGAGACUGUUGUGUCAUCUGGCGAUACUUUCAUUAUCAAGGAAAUGUUUACAAAUAAAAGUGGUAUAUACAGAUGCAAGGCCUACCACUAUAUAAGCGGGGCAAUGUAUAGUGAGGAGCAGAUGGUCAACAUAACAAUAGUUGAAGACCCGAAUAAAAUGCCAUCAUGGGGAGAUCCUAAAACUAAAAGUGGGAGUACAGUGAUAGUUGUGGUAAUACUGGCUUUAGUUGUGGUGAUAACCGUUGUAAUUCUCAGUUAUAUUUACUACCGCAGAAAAAACAUAGAAUCUUCAGACUUAAGAGAAGUUUUGUCCAAAUUCAAGUGUCAGCAAGUAUUUUCUAGAAUCAAAUGUCCUCGAUCGUUCCCAAGAAUCAAAUGUCCACGUUCGUUCCCGAAAGUCACAUGUCCACAGUUCUUAAGAAGAAAAGUAAGUGAGACAAAGGUUGGUAGCGGUGAGAGUUGGGCGGAGUCUGAUAGAAGUUCUAUCCACACUGAUCAUAAUAUAGACCUGUCUCCAGAAUAUUCUACAGUUAUUAAUGAAAACGAGACUAUAGAUACCAGACCUAAGGCACAUCCGAGAAAGAAUCAUUAUGAUGACGUAGUAAUGCAAUUGGAUGAGAAAUCAGGUCAGAAAAGAAUAGUUCCAACUUCCGAUGAUCACCUUGACGACGACAUGGUUAAAUCAGCUGAUGACUCGACAUUGUACACAAAUGCAAAACUGGUAGAACAAAACAAAUUAACAAAAUCAACAGACCUGUCUAGAAUAUAUGCCUCUGUAAACAAGAGACAAAGCGAUGUCAGUCCACAGAGCAUACCAGUGCCUGCUGCACGUUCCAAAAGUCAGCUAAAUAUAGAUCAUAUAGAAUUUGCUGAUGCCGGAGUUAGGAGUAGACCACAUAGUUUCAUUGGCGAAAAUAAAUUAAAUCUCUUCACAAUCGACAUUGAUCAACCAGACAGGAGAACAACAACCAGCAAGACAUUCGGGAAAGGCCCAAAACAGACGGAACAAAAUGGCGACGAUGAUAAACUGCCAGACCCGCCAUCUAUUUCAGAUACAGAAGACAAUUUAUUGGACAGUGACGAAACAUUGACAGAAGAAAGAGCAUUUAGAAACGAUGCGCUCCAUUCUGAUGACAAUUCAAAGAAUGUUGAGAGAGAAAACAUUAAAUCAAGUUACACAAAUCUUUAUGAUAAAACCGAAAACCAGAACGAGACCGGAACUCAAACCGAGACCAUACUGUCGUCGCCAAAAAAAUUCCCUUCUAUCAAACCUCCAAACAUGGACAGUUAUAUAAUCACGGAUAAACAUAAAGAAAAAAAAUUUUCGAGCGUAUAGUUGCUAAUACUAGUAUUCAAGAGUAUAUUAUCUGAGUGACAGAAGAGGCGUCUCAAGUUGAAAUAACUCACUGUUCCUCUAUCGUGAAUGAGCUUUAAAUUGCUGUUUCGGAAGUCGUACAUAUAACAGAUGCAUUAACACAAAGGACCAACCUCUGUUUGAAAAUUGACGUCAAUGUGCCUGUUUCAAAGGAAACGUACGAAUUUUUUUCAUAAUGUAGACAUUUUUUUAAACUCGGAUAUAUUUAAAUUCUUUUACAAGUGGGUAGGAUAUAGCUCGGAAUAUGGUUCUUGUCCAUGUCCAAAGCAGAAGGGAUACUGUUUUAGGUGAGGGUGGGAGUUUAGUCGUAGUUAUUGUUUUUACUUGCUAUAAUUAAAAUUGAAGCGUACUUAAUCAAGUAUUACUACUGAAAUCAAUACAUUUGUUAAACAAAAAAAUUAUAAUUCCACUAAAAUAUUUUGUCGGUGAAAUUGACCAGUUUGACGUCACCGAUUUUGUUUCCAAAUUCCAUAGAAUUAUGUUAAAUUCUAAAUAUUGCUGUUAAAGUUAGAACUAAAUUAUGAUCUAUUUAUACGAUCGACGUAGAGAUUAUUAGUAGAAUAUGUUUGCCUCUUUUUGUGGUUUUCCGUAAUAUUACAGACACGAAAAAGUAGUUUUGGUCCAAUGCACAUACGAUGGGAAUAAGAGGAAAUUGAGACCGUCUCUAAAACGUAACCAUGAAUAAUAGCGGGAAUUAUUUAAAAAUAUCUAGAGCAUACGUUAACCAAAGAACGGAAUAUAGAAAUAUUUAAAAACUGAUUUAUUAUUUAGACCAUUUUUUUAUUUGGUCAGUUAAAAUAUAUCUACACGGAGAGGUUAUGCAAUUAUGUGGUAUAUUGUGCUAUUCAAGAAACAGUAUUAUCAACAAAUCAGGGUAUCAGUCAAGUGUUUUAAUUUUAUUGUACAUGUAUAUCAUUUACAUAUUGAUAAAAGACAUUAUACACAGGGGUUACUAUGUGCAAUUGUUGUAACUGUAAUUGGUAAGAAUAUGUGACUGAUAGAAUUUCUGAUGCAUUUUGGGUAAUGAAAAGACAAAGGAAUAAAAUGACUAAAAAGCA
This is a messenger RNA of Mytilus californianus (California mussel), 3420 nucleotides long. RefSeq lists its product as uncharacterized. Gene Ontology annotation, biological process: cell-cell adhesion. NCBI's taxonomy places the organism in Eukaryota, Metazoa, Mollusca, Bivalvia, Mytilida, Mytilidae. The record is from RefSeq and is a predicted model, not a curated record. The transcript has 9 exons. The coding region runs from base 74 to 2323 and encodes 749 amino acids. Gene Ontology annotation, cellular component: cell-cell junction. Gene Ontology annotation, molecular function: cell adhesion molecule binding.